Ostrea edulis (European flat oyster) is the source of this 639-nucleotide messenger RNA. RefSeq lists its product as uncharacterized. Lineage: Eukaryota; Metazoa; Mollusca; Bivalvia; Ostreida; Ostreidae. Bases 1 to 639 code for a protein of 212 amino acids. The transcript has a single exon. The record is from RefSeq and is a predicted model, not a curated record.
AUGAGCCACUCAGAGGAACUAGAAUCAAUGUGGAAUUCCUGGAAAGACACUCUAGGCUCACUUAAAGACUUAAGGAUUCAACGCACAUAUGUGACAGAUCUCAGUAGAACUGUGACGAAGGAACUUCAGGUGUUCAGCGACGCCUCUGAAAAGGCAAUAGCAGCUGUCAUUUAUUUUCAUACAACAGAUAGCGAAGGACGGUGUAAGCUUCGAUUUGUUCUGGGUAAGGCCAAAGUUGCACCCAUAAGCAGACACACUAUCCCACGACUGGAAUUGUGUACAUCAGUGUUAGCAGUAGAGAUUGCCCAAUUCGUCCUUGAACACCUUGACACUCAUAUAGACUCUGUGAAGUAUUACACUGAUAGCAAUGUAAUUCUCAGCUAUGUUUGUAACGAGUCUAGAAGAUUCUAUACCUAUGUUGCCAACAGAGUACAACGUAUUAGGAAGUUCAGAACCCAAAAUCAGUGGAAUUGUGUCCCCACUGAUCGUAACCCAGCAGACCUCGCAACCAGAUGUCUACCUGCAGCUGAACUUCAAGACAGCGCUUGGUUACAGGGACCAAAACAUCUAGUCAUGAAGAAAGAACAGCAAUGUGAUGAGAAUGAACAUUUGCUCAUUGAUCCGGAUGAGGAUAAAUAA